Molecule: messenger RNA, 4457 nt
Organism: Triticum aestivum (bread wheat)
Lineage: Eukaryota; Viridiplantae; Streptophyta; Magnoliopsida; Poales; Poaceae
Product: ATP synthase subunit a, chloroplastic-like
Exons: 1
Coding region: 3304-4164 (286 amino acids)
Biological process (GO): proton motive force-driven ATP synthesis
Molecular function (GO): proton transmembrane transporter activity
Source: RefSeq, a predicted model, not a curated record
GUUUUUUUCAUUCUUCAAGAACUUCAUAUCUUGCCGAGAUCUUCAUCCCUAAAGAUACUUGACAAUAGUAUUAUUGGAGUGGAUACACAACUCACAAAAAAUACAAGAAGUCGACUAGGCGGACUGGUCCGAGUGAAGAGAAAAAAAAGCCAUACGGAACUCAAAAUAUUUUCCGGAGAUAUUCAUUUUCCUGAAGAGGCGGAUAAGAUAUUAGGUGGCUGUUUGAUACCGCCAGAAAGACAAAAAAAAGAUUCUAAGGAAUCAAAAAAAAGGAAAAAUUGGGUCUAUGUUCAACGGAAAAAAAUUCUCAAGAGCAAGGAAAAGUAUUUUGUUUCCGUUCGCCCUACAGUGGCAUAUGAAAUGGACGAAGGAAGAAAUUUAGCAACACUUUUCCCGCAGGAUCUCUUGCAAGAAGAAAAUAACCUCCAAAUUCGACUUGUCAAUUUUAUUUCUCAUGAAAAUAGCAAGUUAACUCAAAGAAUUUAUCACACAAAUAGUCAAUUUGUUAGAACUUGCUUAGUAGUGAAUUGGGAACAAGAAGAAAAAGAAAAGGCUGGUGCUUCCCUUGUUGAGGUAAGAGCAAAUGAUCUUAUUCGCGAUUUCCUAAGAAUUGAGUUAGUCAAGUCCACUAUUUCGUAUACACGAAAAAGGUAUGAUAGGACAAGUGCAGGACCGAUUCCCCAUAAUAGGUUAGAUCGCGCCAAUAUCAAUUCUUUUUAUUCCAAGGCGAAGAUUGAAUCACUUAGCCAACAUCCAGAAGCUAUUGGCACUUUGUUGAAUCGAAAUAAAGAAUACCACUUUUUGAUGAUUUUGUCGGCAUCCAACUGUUCUCGAAUUGGUUUAUUCAAGAAUUCAAAACAUCCCAAUGCGAUAAAAGAAUGGAAUCCUAGAAUUCCUAUUCGAGAAAUUUUUGGGCCCUUAGGCGCUAUUGUAGCUAGUAUAUCGCAUUUUUCUUCAUCUUACUAUUUACUAACGCAUAAUAAAAUCCUGUUAAAAAAAUAUUUGUUCGUUGACAAUUUAAAACAAACCUUCCAAGUACUUCAAGAACUUAAAUACUCUUUAAUAGAUGAAAAUAAAAGGAUUUCUAAUUUCGAUAGUAACAUAAUGUUGGAUCCAUUCCUUUUGAAUUGUCACUUUGUCCAUCAUGAUUCUUGGGAAGAGACAUCGGCAAUAAUUCACCUUGGACAAUUUAUUUGUGAAAAUGUAUGUCUAUUUAAAUCGCACAUAAAAAAAUCCGGUCAAAUUUUCAUUGUAAAUAUGAAUUCCUUUGUUAUAAGAGCAGCUAAACCUUAUUUGGCCACUACAGGAGCAACUGUUAAUGGUCAUUAUGGAGAAAUCCUUUACAAGGGAGAUAGGUUAGUUACGUUUAUAUAUGAAAAAUCGAGAUCUAGUGACAUAACGCAAGGUCUUCCAAAAGUGGAACAAAUCUUUGAAGCGUGUUCAAUUGAUUCAUUAUCCCCGAAUCUCGAAAGGAGAAUUGAGGAUUGGAAUGAGCGUAUACCAAGAAUUCUUGGGGUCCCUUGGGGAUUCUUGAUUGGAGCUGAGCUAACCAUAGCCCAAAGUCGUAUCUCUUUGGUUAAUAAAAUCCAAAAGGUUUAUCGAUCCCAAGGGGUACAGAUCCAUAAUAGACAUAUAGAGAUUAUUAUACGCCAAGUAACAUCAAAAGUGCGGGUUUCCGAAGAUGGAAUGUCUAAUGUUUUUUCGCCUGGGGAAUUAAUCGGACUAUUGCGAGCGGAACGAGCAGGGCGAGCUUUGGAUGAAUCGAUCUAUUAUCGGGCAAUCUUAUUGGGAAUAACAAGGGCUUCCCUGAAUACCCAAAGUUUCAUAUCUGAAGCAAGUUUUCAAGAAACUGCUCGAGUUUUAGCAAAAGCUGCCCUAUGAGGUCGCAUUGAUUGGUUGAAAGGCUUGAAAGAAAACGUAGUUCUGGGGGGGAUUAUACCUGUUGGUACCGGAUUCCAAAAAUUUGUGCAUCGUUCCCCACAAGACAAGAACCUUUAUUUCGAAAUAAAAAAAAAAAAUCUAUUCGCGUCGGAAAUGAGAGAUUUUUUGUUUCUCCAUACAGAAUUAGUUUCUUCAGAUUCUGACGUAACAAACAAUUUUUAUGAGACAUAAGAACCCCCAUUUAACAUUUAACCCUAUAUCAUUUAAGGAUACAUAAAAAAUAUUUUUUACUUUACUAGACUUUUGAACUUAGAACACUAACAGGUCAAAUUUUAGAUUUUUAAGAUUUUUAUUUUAAUAAGUAAAACAAGUCAGUUAAUUCAUUAAGGUGGUUAUGUUUAUACCAUGUAUCAAUGGCCAACUCUUAUCUUAGUACAAGGUUCUCUCGGAACAAUUAUUAUUUAUUUCAAGCUAUUUCGGAUCUUUCUUAAUCUUCAAAAAGAACUAAAUUCCGUAAUGGAAUGGUAGGAUUAAAAAAAAAGGAAGUGUGGAAAAAAUGACAAGAAGAUAUUGGAACAUUAAUUUGAAAGAGAUGAUAGAAGCAGGAGUUCAUUUUGGUCAUGGUAUUAAGAAAUGGAAUCCUAAAAUGGCCCCUUACAUUUCGGCAAAGCGUAAAGGUACUCAUAUUAUAAAUCUCGCUAGAACGGCUCGUUUUUUAUCAGAAGCUUGUGAUUUAGUUUUUGAUGCAGCAAGUCAGGGAAAAAGUUUCUUAAUUGUUGGUACCAAAAAAAGAGCAACAGAUUUAGUAGCAUCAGCUGCAAUAAGGGCUCGUUGUCAUUAUGUUAAUAAAAAGUGGUUCAGUGGUAUGUUAACGAAUUGGUCGAUUACGAAAACUAGACUUUCUCAAUUUAGAGACUUAAGAGCAGAAGAAAAAAUGGGAAAAUUCCACCAUCUCCCAAAAAGAGAUGUGGCAAUCUUGAAGAGAAAAUUAUCUACCUUGCAAAGGUAUCUCGGCGGGAUCAAAUAUAUGACGAGAUUGCCAGACAUUGUGAUCGUCCUUGAUCAGCAAAAGGAGUAUAUAGCUCUUCGGGAAUGUGCCAUUUUGGGGAUUCCUACUAUUUCUUUAGUCGAUACAAAUUGUGACCCGGAUCUCGCGAAUAUAUCGAUUCCAGCCAACGAUGACACUAUGACUUCAAUUCGAUUGAUUCUUAACAAAUUAGUAUUUUCAAUUUGUGAGGGCCGUUCUCUCUAUAUAAGAAAUCGUUGAUUAAGAAUAUAUAGUGAAUUCUUGGGCAACUGCGUAAAUUUAUGGAAUCACUUACUUUACUAUAUCUUUUUUUUUUGCAUAGAAUUUUUUUUGCAUAGAAAAAAGAAGGGGAAUAUUGAUAUAUAUUAGAGGGUAUUGAUAUAUAUUAUGAUCUGAUGUGCUUUCUUGGUUUCCUAAAUAUAAGAUUAAUACUUCAAGUUGCUGAGUUGAGAAAGAGAUGGUUGAAUCAAAAGAAUUCCUUUUUUGAAGUUCAAUUUUUAUCAGAGGACAAUAUGAAUAUUAUACCUUGUUCCAUUAAAACACUCAAGGGGUUAUACGAUAUAUCGGGUGUAGAAGUAGGCCAACACUUCUAUUGGCAAAUAGGAGGUUUCCAAAUUCAUGCCCAAGUACUCAUCACUUCUUGGGUCGUAAUUACUAUCUUGCUAGGUUCAGUUGUCAUAGCUGUUCGGAAUCCACAAACCAUCCCGACCGACGGUCAGAAUUUUUUUGAAUAUGUCCUUGAGUUUAUUCGAGACUUGAACAAAACUCAGAUUGGAGAAGAAUAUGGUCCCUGGGUUCCCUUUAUUGGAACUAUGUUCCUUUUUAUUUUUGUUUCGAAUUGGUCGGGUGCUCUUUUACCUUGGAAAAUUAUAGAGUUACCCCAUGGGGAAUUAGCAGCGCCCACGAAUGAUAUAAAUACUACUGUUGCUUUAGCUUUACUCACGUCAGCGGCAUAUUUUUAUGCUGGUCUUAGCAAAAAAGGAUUCAGCUAUUUCGAGAAAUAUAUUAAACCAACUCCAAUCCUUUUACCAAUUAACAUCCUAGAAGAUUUCACAAAACCAUUAUCACUUAGCUUUCGACUUUUCGGGAAUAUAUUGGCGGAUGAAUUAGUCGUUGUUGUUCUUGUUUCUUUAGUCCCCUUAGUAAUCCCUAUACCGGUCAUGUUUCUUGGAUUAUUUACAAGUGGUAUUCAAGCUCUUAUUUUUGCAACAUUAGUCGCAGCCUAUAUAGGUGAAUCCAUGGAGGGUCAUCAUUGAAUUGACUAUUUUUGGAAAUAAUAUUUUUUUUUGCAGCUUAGCUCAAUUCAUGCAUGGUUCCGGAUAAUCUUCUUGGUUGCAAAAAAAUAGUUAGAAAUGCGUAUGAAUAUAUAGCCUAGAGUUGUAGGAGAGAGAAUAGAAUAGACUAUAUUAUGGAAUUUUCAAAGUAUAUAUGCAUUAAGGAGGGUGGAGUCAGGCUAGAUCUAUACUAUAAUAUCCUUAAUGUCUAUAAGUGGAGUCCUCUUUUAUGCGGGUUUCCACUUUAAGCAAUGAUUUUAGAAUCCGAUUCAAUA